AUGAUGUUUUAAAAUAAUAUCAUUCAGAAAGAAAUAUAUCUAAAUAAUAAUAAUUAGAAUAUUUCUAACUAUACCACCACUGACCCAACAUCCAACCAUUAUCCAGAAUUCGCCUAAUAACUUUAGUAAAUUUCACCGAAUACAGGAUAGGCAAUGGCAUUUUCUUCUUAAUCUCCAGUCUAAGCUAUGGCAUUUCCUUAAAAUGUGAAUAGCGGAGUAAAUGGAUCUAGAUUAAUAGGAAGUAGCAGCACAUAGCAAUAACAUUUAGUGCAAUUAAAUCCAUAAGAUUUCAUUCAAAAUUGUUAAGUUAUGUAAGGAUAGUAAUAGUAGCGCAUAAUUAAUUCUGGAUUUGAUUAGCCAUAGCAGUAAUUUCAUCAUUAAAUGCAGCAUCAACAACCCAUGCAGCAAUUCUAUAAUUAAAGCAAUCCUUCUAAUGCCUUUUAGUUAAAUUGCACAAAUCAUAACUAUGCUUCAUAGGUCAUUUAGUAAUAGCAGCAUGCAUAGCUUAAUCAGCUUCACCAAUAGUCUCCACAUUAAUUUUAGUAGCAUUAAAUUUAGACAAAUAUGUAGAUGAAUUAGAAUAAAUUAGGCUUACAAGAUGAAGAUAUAUCAGGAUUAACUUCCAACGAUCUUCAUCCACAUCAUUCAGGUAUGCAACAAACAUAACUGUAGCAUCAUAAAUCAUACCUAAAUUAGAUUGGACAUUAAUAAAAUAGCCAUCAUCAUAAUAUUCCUUAAUAGCAAUUCAAUAAUAAUAAUAAUUCUAACCUAUUACCUUAGUCUGUAAAUCAUUAAAAUGGGUAAUAACAUAAUUUUAUAUAAUAAUAACAACAGUAACAGCAAUUACAUUAGUAAUAAUAAUAAAUGAGAUACAAUUUAUGCAACAAUUAGAACGGAUACUAGCAAGCAGCUUAGAUUAAUCAUCUUUAAUAGCACUCAUCACCUAAAUAGCAAUCAAUUUAAUAGCAUUAAAUAGGACUAGUAUAAUCUGUUCCGCAAUUAGAUUUAAAAUAAGUAACAGGAUUGGUUUAAAUGGAAGAAGAAUCCAACCAAGUAAAGUAGCCAGUACAAACAAAUUCUUUUUAAGCUCCUACAAAUUAGAUAUAGAGAACAUCCAUUUAAAAUUUAAAUCAUAGCUCUCCUACCAAUUCUAAUAAUUUACAGAUUAACAACAGUUAGAGUGCAGUGUAGCCUAAUUUUAAUAGUAUAAUGCAAGCUAGAAAUACUGAAAAUAAUGAUGAAAUUAUAGAAUAGGAGUAAGUAAAUAAGGAGGUAAAAGAAGAGUUUAUACCUGUAAAGAAAGGAAGAGGAAGACCAAGAAAAAUAAUAACAGAGGAUUCAAAAAUAGCUGUAUAAACAAAAGCAAAAACAUUAACACUUUCAAAUGAAAGCACAACUGGGCAAAUUAACACUGCAGUAAAUUCUGUACAUAUAACAGGAAGCAGUACUGAAAAAAGAUAGACAAGAAGUGCAAAUCGUAUAGGAAGCAGCUGCUCAGUUUAGAUUGGAAGCACUGUAAAAGAUUCAGUAUAGCUUACAACUUGCAGUAAAGCAAAGACUGAUAUUGAAAGUUCAUCUGCAAUCACAAGAGGAAACGGAUUAGGAGAAAAGGGAACUGAAAUUCCUGAAGAGUUAGAUUCUGAUCAAUACAUCCCAACAGAAGAAGAGAUGAUUUAGGAAUAAAGAAGAUAUGAAGCUCUCUAACGUAAAAAAUAUAAAGAGGAGUUGAAGAAAAAAUCUCAAGAAUAAUAUUCUGAUGAUGAAGAUAGCGAAGAUAGUGCAAUAGAUGAAAAGAAUUUUGUUCCUAAUUCUGCAUUCUUGAAGCAAUAUCGUCAGCGUUUGAUUGGUCGCUCUUCAAACUCAAAGAUUUUUGAGUUAAAAGAUUCUUCAACUGAUGAAAAUAUAGGUUAGGUAGUGAAAAUAGUGCCUCAUAAAAUGAGCAAUCAUCAUCAGAUUGAGUGCAGAGAGUUGAGAAAUGAAUUUAGAUUCCUCAAGAAAAUGGAUCAUCCAAGAAUUAUUAGUCUGAGUAACAAUUCUGAGUUUAUCCGUGAUAGAAAUUAUUGUGGCCUUCUUCUACCUCAAGCAGAGUGCAAUUUGAUGUAAUUUGCCAAGACAUAGCGUCAUGGUAAGGUAUCUUUAGCUUAAAUGCGUAUUGCUUUUAGGUAAAUUGCAGAAGCUAUUCACUAUUUGCAUGAAAAUUAUAUUUCUCACAACGACAUUAAACCUGACAAUAUGUUUGUUUUCAGUGAGAAUGAUUACAAGCUUGCUGAUUUUGGUUUUGCAAUUGACCUCCCAAAGCCAAAUUCCUUCAAAAGAAAUUCUCGUUUCUCAUAAACUCUAAGAAAGCAAGUAAAGAUUGAAGACCUUAAGAAGAACUGGAAAUAAAGAUGCAAGCAAUAUGUAGCUCCUGAAUUAAUCAAGCUUCUUAAUGGAAAGCGCCCAAGAACUCCUUCUGAUGAGAAAGCUUGUGAUGUCUUUGCUCUAGGUGUAUCGUUUUUCAUCAUUAUAUUUUACCAGCUUCCUUUUUGUGGUUCUGCUCUUAAAACAGAUUAACGUUACAAGCACUUCUUCAAAGGAUAAAAUGAAAAAUUCUGGUCAUAAUUUAAAUCCAUGCUAACAAAAUUUUAACAACAGGAAAAUUCUUAUCCAGAAGAGUUAAAAGAUCUGUUUAAUAAAGUAUUAGAACCAGAGCCAACAAAGCGCUUGACAAUUGAAUAAGUACUUGAACAUCCUUGGUUGAAUCAUUGA
Tetrahymena thermophila SB210 is the source of this 2748-nucleotide messenger RNA. RefSeq names its product Serine/Threonine kinase domain protein. The transcript is spliced from 2 exons. Gene Ontology annotation, biological process: mitotic DNA damage checkpoint signaling; protein phosphorylation. The record is from RefSeq and is a predicted model, not a curated record. Gene Ontology annotation, molecular function: ATP binding; protein serine/threonine kinase activity. Gene Ontology annotation, cellular component: cytoplasm; nucleus. Lineage: Eukaryota; Ciliophora; Oligohymenophorea; Hymenostomatida; Tetrahymenidae.